AUGAAAUAUUUGCAUUUCAUCAUCUAAAUUAUUAUUCCUCCAAAUUAUCAUGGCAUCGUUGCUACUCCUACUGUUCCUUGCAGCAAUUACAGUGACUUCUCAAUCCUAUGGCUCAGAAUUCAGCAUCCCUCGCCAAAUCCACCUUCUUCGCCCGCAAUCCGGGGCGGCCGGCAGCCAUGUUCCCGGCGUAACUUGCCUAAGUUGGCGACUUGGUGUGGAAACUAACAAUAUUAUUGGAUGGAAAACAGUUCCUGCGGAAUGUGAAGGGUAUGUAGGGCACUACAUGUUAGGCCAACAAUACAGGGCGGAUUCUAAAGCCAUUACCGACGAGGCUUUUCUCUAUGCUCAAAGCCUCAAGCCGGACGGAGACGGCAAAGAUAUAUGGGUCUUUGACAUUGACGAGACUGCACUUUCAAACUUACCUUACUAUGCUGAGCAUGGAUUUGGGGCUGACCCGUACAACGCCACAUUGUUCAACAAAUGGGUUCUGGAAGGCAAAGCUCCAGCGUUGCCAGAGUCUCUGAAUCUUUACAGGAAACUACAAUCUCUUGGAAUCAAAAUAGUCUUCAUAACAGGAAGAACUGAAGACCAGAGAACUGUCACAACCAACAAUCUGAAGAAGGCGGGUUACCGUUCAUGGCUGAAGCUUGUACUCAAGGCAUCGUCUUAUUCAGGAAAAACAGCAGCUUUCUACAAAUCAAGUGAAAGGGCAAAGCUUGUGAGCAGUGGAUACAGAAUCGUUGGAAACAUAGGUGAUCAAUGGAGUGAUCUCUUGGGGACUAAUACAGGAAAUCGAACAUUCAAGUUACCCGAUCCAAUGUACUACAUUAGUUAAUUAUUAAUUUUAGUUUAUGCAGUUGGAUAUCAUUCCCCCACCAACCUAUUUCCAACAAAUUUUCAAUGUUACUUGUACUCAAAAAUUGACUCAA
Molecule: messenger RNA, 929 nt
Organism: Hevea brasiliensis (rubber tree)
Lineage: Eukaryota; Viridiplantae; Streptophyta; Magnoliopsida; Malpighiales; Euphorbiaceae
Product: stem 28 kDa glycoprotein
Exons: 3
Coding region: 50-835 (261 amino acids)
Molecular function (GO): acid phosphatase activity
Source: RefSeq, a predicted model, not a curated record